Strongylus vulgaris is the source of this 582-nucleotide messenger RNA. NCBI's taxonomy places the organism in Eukaryota, Metazoa, Nematoda, Chromadorea, Rhabditida, Strongylidae. The record is from the annotation of a GenBank genome assembly.
CUGUUAGGAACAAAGCUGCCAUGGGAUCCGCAAUAUCUAAUUGAAUCUUUGUCUGACUCGACGAUAUACAAUGCCUACUAUACGGUUGCUCACUUAUUGCAGCAAGGAUCGUUGGAUGGUAGUGUUAUUGGACCCGCAGGAAUAAAGGCAGAACAAAUGACCGAACCAGUGUGGGACUAUGUCUUCCUUGGGGGACCCUACGACGCUGCCACGAUGCCAGUACCGGAAGAAAAGUUGAAGGCGCUAAGGAAGGAGUUCCUAUAUUGGUACCCAAUAGACAUGCGAGUUUCUGGCAAAGAUCUUGUCCAAAAUCAUCUGACAUAUCUGCUGUACAAUCACGUGGCAAUAUGGCCAGAUCAGCCCGAAAUGUGGCCGAAGAGUAUUAGGGCGAAUGGACAUCUGCUCCUGAACAAUGAAAAGAUGUCGAAGAACACUGGUAACUUCAUGACUUUGAUAGAUGGAAUUGAAAAGUUCUCCGCUGAUGGAAUGCGACUCUCCCUUGCGGUGAGCCAUCAUUCACUCCAGUCUGAUACAGAUCAUUUUACGAUUGUUUCUCUCUCAGGAUGCUGGAGAUGCUGUUGA